UUAACAAGUGGAGGAACUAAUAAGCCAAAAGUCAAACGGCAACCAAACAAUCAAUCAAUAAGCCAUUUACCGAGUACUAACCUUUAUUUAAAAAAUGAAAAGAAAAAGGAAACUCUUUAACCACACAAACAAUCAAAACAUGAUGAUUGCAUUACCUCAAAUAAAAGUCAUCAAACAUCAUUUGCACAUAUAAAUCCUUCCAACACCAUAGCCAUCUUUCCUCACCAUGGCUCUUUCAAACAUUACAAUUCCCUUUGCAAUUCUACUAAUUUUCUCACUUUCUUGCUAUGUAGUAUGCUCAAAUGAAAUUCAAGCUAGCUUUAUUCAUUGUCUUUCCAAGCACAUUAGUCUACAAAAGUCAUUUCCAACAUCAUUGUACACCCCAAAUAACACUUCCUUUAGUUCAAUCCUUAACUCCACAGCAUAUAACUUAAGGUACUUAUUACCUUCAGUCGAAAAACCCCAACUAAUCUUCAUUCCAUCACAUGAAUCCCAUGUACAAACAACUGUUAUAUGUGCCAAAAAACAUGGAAUUCAACUCAGGUUUCGAAGUGGGGGGCACGACUAUGAAGGUGUUUCCUAUGCUUCCGAGAUGGGGGACCCAUUUGUAAUUCUAGACCUAUCGAAACUCCGGUCUGUAACUGUUGAUAUCGAUGAUAACAGUGCAUGGGUCGAGGCAGGGGCCACCACAGGGGAAUUCUAUUACAGGAUAUCAGAACACAGUAAGGUGCACGGAUUUCCUGCAGGACUUUGCACCAGUUUGGGUAUAGGAGGUCAUAUUACAGGCGGAGCUUACGGCUCUAUGAUGAGAAAAUAUGGCCUAGGUGUUGAUAAUGUGAUCGAUGUCCAGUUAGUCGAUCCAACCGGGAAAAUUCUUGACCGGAAAUCGAUGGGAGAAGAUUUGUUUUGGGCUGUCAAAGGUGGUGGUGGAGGAAGUUUCGGAGUAAUUCUUGCUUGGAAAGUAAAACUUGUUCCUGUACCUGACACUGUCACAACUUUUACAGUUCCUAGAACAUUGGAACAAGGCUUAACUAAACUCUUAUAUAAAUGGCAGCAAGUUGCUGAUAAACUUGAUGAGGAUCUUUUUAUCAGGGUAGAAUUCAUGCCAGGAACGCGUCCAAACACAACCGAAAAAACUGUACAAGCGUUAUUUAACGCGCUGUAUUUAGGUAGCACAACUCAACUUAUGCAAAUCAUGGGUAAUAAUUUCCCUGAAUUGGAAUUGACAUACAAGGAUUGCAAUGAAAUGAGUUGGAUCGAAUCAGUUGUUUACAUUGGAGGGUACCCUACAGGGACUAGCCCGGAAGUUUUACUUCAAGGGAUGCCCUUAUCUAGGAACUACUUUAAGGCAAAGUCUGAUUUUGUUAGAGAACCGAUCCCCAACACCGGCCUUGAAGGACUUUGGAAGAAGUUGUUAGAGGCUGAAGGGUACUAUCUUAUGAUAUGGAAUCCUUAUGGUGGGAUGAUGAGUAGAAUACCCGAGUCUAAUACCCCGUUUCCUCAUAGGAAAGGUACGAUUUAUAAGAUUCAAUAUGUUGUAGCUUGGAAAGAUGGUGAGAAUAGUGAAAGUAAGAACAUGGCUUGGAUUAGGGACUUAUAUGAUUAUAUGGAGCCUUAUGUGUCUAAGAACCCCAGGGAAGCUUAUGUUAAUUAUAGGGAUCUUGAUUUGGGGAUAAAUAAAGAGGGUGAUGUGAAUGUUAAUGAAGCUAGAGCUUGGGGUUUAAAGUAUUUUAAGAAUAAUUUUGAUAGGUUGGUGAAAAUUAAAACCAAAUUUGAUCCUGAAAACUUUUUCAGGCACGAACAGAGUAUUCCUCCUCUUCCUUCACAUAACAAGAAGAUUAAAAAGGAUGAAAUAUUUCACUAUCAUAAAGUUGGGAAGCAUUACAAAGAACAUGGUUGUUAGUCACCUAAUUUGUGUAUGAAUAGUAGCUUUUUUAUCCUUUGAUGUUGAUCAGAACAGACCUGAUACAACUUAAGCUUUUGGUUAAGUUGGUUUUUUAAUAUGGUAUCGAUUUCAAACAUUAAAGCAGGCUUUUUGGUUGAUUUGGUUAUUGACAUGAAUGUCAUACCUCGAAUGAUCACUUCUUGUGCUCAAACAAGCAAACCUUAUGCUUGAAUGAGUAUGAUUCUCAUGUUUUGGGUGAAGAGAAGAAUAAAGUUUUAUCCUAAGACAAAACAAGUCACCAACCAAAUGAUGUUGAAUCAAUGACCUAAAUUAGAUAAACAUCCUUUUAUGGUAGCAAUGAGAUUAACUUUGAGGAUGUCAAGAGUGUCUUAUUAAUUGUUAUGUAAUAGAAGUAUUUAGUAUAUGUUGACACAAAAUUGCUUGCUAUAACGUGUACAUUUGUAUUGUGUAAUUUGUUUUUCUCAUAUAAAAUGGACUCUAAUUUAUAUA
Molecule: messenger RNA, 2395 nt
Organism: Amaranthus tricolor (Joseph's coat)
Lineage: Eukaryota; Viridiplantae; Streptophyta; Magnoliopsida; Caryophyllales; Amaranthaceae
Product: berberine bridge enzyme-like 13
Exons: 1
Coding region: 227-1903 (558 amino acids)
Molecular function (GO): oxidoreductase activity; FAD binding
Source: RefSeq, a predicted model, not a curated record